UGAGCUGCUGCUGGAGAGAGCACAGCCCGGAAAAGGAGGUAACUGGGUAACCGCAAAUAGUUUGCAUUUAUGUAGCAUUGUUAGAUUUUUUUUUUCAUAGGCUACAUGACAUUUUACACACUGUUCUGUGUGUAUUAUUUGCAUUACUGAUAAUAAUCAUAGAAGAGCGUACCAACAGUUUGGAUGGAGGAGUAAGAAUUUCACUUCUAAAACUGAACUAAUUCUGGAGAGCACUUCUGUUGUGAUUGGAUGGAGUGAUUUCAACAAACUCGUACCAUCUCCUCAUCUCUGACUGAUCUUAAAUUCCACCUGCAGACCAUCAUGACUGACUCAAACCACACCCCGUCCUGCUACGCCAACACCAGCACACCAUAUACAUAUGCUCCUAAAAUGGGUAAAGUCUAUUUAUCGGCCAUUUUCAGCAUUUUGGGCCUCAUCUCCAAUCUAGUUGCCUUUAUUGUCCUUAUCAAAUCUUGUAAGCAGACACAAAACACAUCACGCUCUUUCUUCCUCAUCUUCCUGGGUGGUCUUGUGGUCACCGACUUCAUGGGUCUGCUGGUCACUAGCUCCUUUGUGAUGUCGUUCUACGUCACAUAUGUUGAUUGGCGUCUAUCUGACCCCACCUGCCGCUUCUGCAACUUCAUGGGUAUGUCCAUGGUCUUCUAUGGAUUGUGUCCUCUGCUACUUGGUGCCACCAUGGCCAUCGAGCGGUUUAUUGGCAUCAAAUAUCCAUUUGCACGUUCCUCCAGAUUGUCCAAAGGAAGGACUGUCUCCAUGGUGCUGCUGGUAUGGUUUAUCGCUGGAAGCAUAUCAUUGUUGCCACUAACAGGCUUUGGCAGCUACCACAUUCAGACACCUGGCUCCUGGUGUUUCAUCAACAUCAGCUCUAAGAGAGGUGACUGGGCCUUCUCUCUGCUCUUCUCCUUGGUUGGACUGAUCAGCAUCACUGCAUCAUUUUUGCUAAACACUGUGAGUGUGGUGACCCUGAUCAAGGUGUGUCGGGGAGCAGGGAGGAGACAACGGAGCAGAGACCAUGAAGUGGAAAUGAUGGUGCAGCUUAUACUAAUCAUGAUUAUUGCCACUGUUUGCUGGUGCCCAUUGCUGGUCUUCAUUGCCCAGGCAGCUUUGGCUGGAAAUGGUUUCCAAAUGAAACAACUGCUCCUCUGGAUACGCUUCGCCACCUGGAACCAAAUACUAGAUCCAUGGGUAUACAUCCUGUUUCGCCGGUCAGUUUUGAAGAGAGUCAACCCUCAUGCCAACUGGUCCCGGACCUCCGUCGUGUCUUUGUAUCCAUCUUUCCAUGAGAACAUCUGUAGAUUCACGAGGUCUUCAGAGGGGAGCAACCUAGGCUCCGAUGUCCCAGAAAAUACCAAAAAAUCAAAUGUGAUGUCCACAUCUCCAGCAACACCCUCCCCAUCUUCUCCAUGUUUGGUUGGAUCUGAGUCAUAAUUACAGCAGACUGACAUAAGUAAAUAAGGUCUACUCUACAGUGACAGUUCAUGCUAAAUUUCAUGCUAAAUGUGAUGAGGAGAACUUGCAUGGUUGCACCAAUAUUGUGAAGCAACUGUAUCUCUUUAUGGCACUUUCUGGAUUUCAAAUGUUUGAAAUUAUCAUUACUUAACUAUUAGAGCCUAAUAUAAGGACUAGGAAGCAUCUGAUUAUAUACAGAGAUAUAACCAACAGUAGAUUUAAAAAUGAACUUCAACACAGGUAAAACAUGUAAAGCCAACAAUGAGUUGUCUAAGCUGGCAUUUUUCAAUUAUCUGCUGUACAUUUAGAAUACUCCAUAAGCAGCUAUUACUGUGCUUAUUAUGACAGAGAUAUGCUAUAAUAUUAUGCAUAAUGGUAAUAUAUGCAUUUUGAAAAAUUAAAUGCUUGAAUAUGAAAAUAUGAGAAUGGUCAUUAUAAAAAAUAUUUAGAGACUGACAAGAUCAUUCUGAAGAGCAACAUCUUUCCUUAUAUUUUCUCCUGUUUGUAAUGUCUGAGUUCAGAUUUCUGUUAAAGUAUAUAUGCCAUCAUUUAUCUCACUUUCCAUCCAUCAUCCAUCCAUCCAUCCAUCCAUCCAUCCAUCCAUCCAUCCAUCCAUCCAUGGUCUAUAACCGCUAAUUAUAGGGUUGUUGAGGUAUGGUGCCUAUUUCCAGCAGUAAUAGGCACCAUAUGAAACCCAUUCAAUAGGUUUAUGAAAAUGAGCUAAUAUGAUUGAUAGUAUUACCUUCUGCAGUGAUAUGUUUUUUGGUUGGUAUAAGAUUUAACAAUGUGAUCUUUUGCUCUUUAGUGGUGUCAUUCUUCCCUAAAAUAAUAAUAUUACUUACUGUUGUUCUUACUUUUCACCAUUGGUGUGUAGACACAAUGAAUUGUUUAAUUCUUUAAUCUUUGAAAUAAAAAAGCUCUUUUUUAAAAUGUG
This is a messenger RNA of Girardinichthys multiradiatus, 2404 nucleotides long. It is a transcript of the gene tbxa2r, whose product is annotated as thromboxane A2 receptor. Gene Ontology annotation, biological process: positive regulation of blood pressure; adenylate cyclase-activating G protein-coupled receptor signaling pathway; inflammatory response. Gene Ontology annotation, molecular function: thromboxane A2 receptor activity. Gene Ontology annotation, cellular component: plasma membrane. Bases 322 to 1449 code for a protein of 375 amino acids. The transcript is spliced from 3 exons. NCBI's taxonomy places the organism in Eukaryota, Metazoa, Chordata, Actinopteri, Cyprinodontiformes, Goodeidae. The record is from RefSeq and is a predicted model, not a curated record.